This is a messenger RNA of Melospiza melodia melodia, 1403 nucleotides long. It is a transcript of the gene SNX24, whose product is annotated as sorting nexin 24. The transcript is spliced from 8 exons. Lineage: Eukaryota; Metazoa; Chordata; Aves; Passeriformes; Passerellidae. The record is from RefSeq and is a predicted model, not a curated record. Gene Ontology annotation, molecular function: phosphatidylinositol phosphate binding. Bases 58 to 630 code for a protein of 190 amino acids.
UCACGUGACGGGCGGGCAGAUGGCGGCCGGGCUGCCGCCGCGCUGAGGGGAGCCGGCAUGGAGGUGUUCAUCCCGUCCUUCCGAUACGAGGCGAGCGAGCUGGAGCGGGGAUACACGGUCUUUAAAAUAGAAGUGCUGGUGAGUGGAAGGAAACAUUUUGUGGAGAAGAGGUAUAGUGAAUUCCAUGCACUUCAUAAAAAGCUCAAGAAGUUCAUAAGAACACCAGAGAUCCCUUCAAAGCACGUGAGAAACUGGGUCCCCAAGGUCCUGGAGCAGCGACGACAAGGCUUGGAGUUGUACUUGCAGGUGAGCAUCCUGGUGCUCCAUGGCACUGCCAGUUGGAUCUUGCCCUGGGAGAGGGACUGGACAGUCAUUUUAGAAAAUGAAGAGCUCCCUAAGAUAUUUCUCGAUUUUCUCAAUGUUCGUCAUGUACCUACCUUGCCAAAAGCAGAAAGCUGUGGCUCUUUUGAUGAAACAGAAUCUGAAGAAUCAAGCAAACUGUCCCACCAGCCUGUGCUGCUGUUCCUAAGGGAUCCAUAUGUCUUGCCUAAAGCCAACGAUGACUUUCCAAAUGUAGUUAUAGAUGGCAUUCUACAUGGAAUAUUUUAUCCUCACUUACUCCCCAGGUAGAAGUAAUAUGAGGCAAGAAGAAGCUGAAGUCAUGGUUAAUAGAAUUAACAGGAAUAAAAUUCUGUGAUGUGAAAAUUAUGCUCAGAAGCAAGAGGCACAACCUGAGAUUAAGUUCAAGCAUUAUGACUUUUUAAAUAAAAUCACUGUCAUUACAGUUGCUGCUUUUAAAAAAGAUACGGAAACAACAGUAUUGAAGUUAUUUAUACUUUCUAUAUAUUGACAUGCUCUGUUUAACACUAAAUGUUCUAAGUCAUACACUGAAUUAUGCUAACCUUUGAAGAGAAAAAUUUUACUAAUUAUUUCUAUAAUUUCUCUUAAAGCAAACACUAAACCAUUUUGCACCAGGAUUUUUCCCAGCACAUUACCCAUUGCUGGCACUGGAUGGAUUAGAAGUGCUGAAGAGAGUGUGUGCAGAAUUGGAAACAUGCUUUCACAUUCUGAAAUACACAGCACUCUCUGAGGAAAUUUUCUAGAUUUCAGUUUAAAUUAUUUGACUUACCAGGAGCUUCUCUAUGGCUUUUGCACAUCUCCAUUCAGUUAUGACAUCUAACUUGUGUGUUUGUUUACUUUCCACACCAACUUGCUGACUGUAUUCCAUAUAUUAACAUUUUGUAAGUCACAGAACAUACAACUCUGUGGUAAACUAAAGCAAGAAUAUUAUUAAGAUUAUGAUCAAACUAAAACGGAUACAUAUAUAUGUAUGUUCAGAUUUAACUGGAAAUUUGUAUGUGUGCUGCUGGACAUUAUAAAAUAAAUUACUAGACAUGAAUGUA